AUGUUUUGACAGUUGUUGAAACGUCAACGUCGCCUUUAAAACAACAAAAUACGAAACUUUUUGUGUAUAAUUUUCAAUGGAAUCCUAUUAAAAGGAUUCGAUUGGAUAGGAAGAGGUGAAAUUUCCCAUUGGAGCGAACAAUCUGUGUAUCUAUAUUUAUAAAUAAAAUGUCGCACAAAGUCGCGUUAAGGUGCCAAGCAGCGAAUUGCGACAGUGAUAUCAGAAGUCUGGUGAAAUUUUUCGACUUCCCAAAAGAUUCGGAGCGAAGGAAACAAUGGAUCCGAGCUUGUCAAAGAGGUUCUGCCUGGGUUCCAACUUCUAGAAGUCAGAAAUUGUGUGAGAUGCACUUUGACGAUGAUCAAUUCGAAAAUCGUAGAGUUGAUGGUCUGCGAAAACUGAAGUGGAAUGCAGUUCCAGCGGUAAAACUCCCUCUGUUUGAGGAAGAGGAAACAAUCAUCAAACUUGAAGCACCAACAUACGGCAUCCAAACUGAAUCGCUAUACCAGGGCUACGAGGAAAGGCUUAUGAUGGAACCCGACGAACUAAUCAACGAACCAAAGUCUACUUGCCAAAUAUGCGACCAAAUCAUCGACAAUUAUCCCAAUAAUUUAUGCAAGGUGUGCGAGAAAAAGUUCGAAAUCGAUCAGGAGCUGAACAUUCAGAAGAAAAAGAAACGGUUCAUCGCCAACUAUUACAAUUAUCAGUGCGAGGAGUGUUUGAAGACAUUUUUCAAUGUGAAUACAUACCAGCGUCAUAUCAAAUGCCACGAUGAGAAGAAACCGUACCGAUGCGACAAGUGUCAGAAGCGAUUCUAUCAUUCGAAAAAUCUGGCCGAGCACAUGGAAAUUCAUGAAAACAAACUGCACGUCUCAUUAGACCCGACGGUAUUGCAAGCGGCUAUGUUCAGCGAAAAAUUAACGACUGAAACCUGCGUAGAAGUUAAAACUGAGGAGCUGAAUUCCAAAUAUCCCGAUACGAAGCCAAUAACUCUGGGAUCGUUCAUUACAGCGAAAAACGACACAAAGAAUUUCCUUGACACCUUGACAAUGGUUCAAAUCGAAAAUUUCGAAUUGUUUGACCAGGAGAGAGACAGUGAGACUGUGGACUUGGGUGAUACGAUUUUUUACGAGGGCAGUGUUUCGCCGGUAUUGAGUUCUGUCACCGGCAACACAGAAGAGUCGGAAGCGUACGGUAGUGUUAUUAAAAUCGAAACUGAAACACUUCAAUCAUCCGUUGACUAUGAAGCAUUUAGUGUGAACACUGAUCAAACAACCGAUGGUGAAGUAAAAGCGGAGAUCUCCAAAGACCGGAACGACUAUGUUGCGUUUAGUCUAAACGCUGAACCAGAAACCGAUUGUGAAAUAAAGAUGGAGUUGUCCGAAUCAUUGACCACACAUCAAGGCGGUAACCUUGAGCCAUUGAGUGGACAAACAAUCGAAUACGAAGCAAAAGUGGUGACAUUGGCCACAAAUCAAGACCGGAACGAGUGCUACAUAUGCAAGCACUGCAAUAAAGACUUUAUGUAUUUCGGCAACUACGCAAAACACCUGGACCAGCAUUCAAUCGGUAAAUUGAUGUGCAAAUUUUGUCAUCAAAUGUUUAGCAGCACGUACCAGAUCCGGAAACAUAUUCGCGAUUUUCAUUCGAAUCAGGAGAUGUUCGAGUGUACCGUUUGCUUUCAAACAUUACCGAAACACUAUUUUGCGUCACACAUGCGAACUCAUCGUACCGACGACAAGACACUGAUUUGCAAGUAUUGCGGCUGUCGAUUUUCCGAGCCGAGCGAAUUGUUUUAUCACUUCAAGAACAAGCAUUCGGAUUCGGCUGAAUCAAAGGUGACGGGCAAGGGAUGCGAAGAGGCACAACCGAUUCAGGCGUGUGACGAUUUACUGGAAAUCGAAAAAUAUAAGUGCAAAUAUUGCGGUCUGUUGUUUGACGAUGUCAUUAAAAUGUACCAUCACGUUAAGGUACAUGUGAAGCAGACCAGAACGACUAAGAAAACGUUGAGCACAAGUAGUGGUAGGAAUCCGCGGACUUAGAGAGCUAUAAAUGUUUUUUUUUUCUUUUUGAUAAAUAAAUGAAUAGAUGA
Molecule: messenger RNA, 2089 nt
Organism: Bradysia coprophila
Lineage: Eukaryota; Metazoa; Arthropoda; Insecta; Diptera; Sciaridae
Source: RefSeq, a predicted model, not a curated record